GAGCAACCCAGUCCAAGUGAUAAUAUUAUGGAUGGGAAUUGGUUUAGCCUCCAGUAAUAUCUUGGAGUUGGGACCUGAGUUUGGUGACCAGUCCCAGUUGGAGGAACCACACUUGGUCAUGUUUUAUGCUCCUUGGUGUGGACACUGUAAAUCUCUUCAUCCAAUUUGGUAUGAGUUGGGUAACAAAUUAUCACGACAUCCUGUAACUGUGGCAAGAAUAGAUGCUACAUUGUAUAGAAGUGCAGCUGAAACAUAUAAUGUUAGGGGCUUUCCUACCAUCAGAUUGAUAGGAAAAGACAGAGCUCUUGAUUUCGUUGGAGAUCGAACAGCGGAAGCAUUACACGAUUUUGCAAUAAAAGGAUCGAGACCUCUGCUUCCCAGGGUCGGUAGCCUGGGAAAGUUGAGGGAUCUACAGAGAUCAGACGAUGUUGUGUUUCUAUCUGUGGGUACAACUGAUGACACUAGGAAAUGCCUCACUUUGGUUGCCCCCCAGACUGUCCAUGAAACAAUUAUUGCAGAGGUAACUAACGAUGCUGUUGUAAAAGUAGACAAGGAAUCUAAAGUUCAGUAUAUUAAUGAAAAUACUGAAAAGAGGGUUGAUCUCAGCAUUUCAAAGAGUUCUGGAGUCAUAGUUCUUAAGGAUGAAAAAGUAUUUGAGUAUACGGAUUCACUGGAUGAUUGUUUGCAGUUAGUAGAUUGGAUCAAGUCAGAAAGGUUUUCAGCAUUCCAAGUUGGAUCAUACCCUGUGAUUCACCCUCUACUCUUUUUGAAGUAUAAAAUAGCAUUUUAUUACGGUGAUGACGAAGGUAGGAUAUCAGAAAUGAAACAGUUAGCAUCAGAGCGGGGCUCUGUUCCUGGAAAUUUCUACUUUGUUCAAGUCAGCAAAGCAGAGUUUAUUGAGAACCUCAUAAGUGCCUUCGCAGAGGUAGGAAGUAUCAUAGUAUACGAGCCAGGCACCGAGAUCUACUCCUAUUCAAGUGACCCACACAAACCAAUAAAGGAGAGUGUUGAGGAGUUUACUAAUACUAGAACCCAGCUUUAUGGAGGAACUGGUUUCUUGGCUGGCACUAAAAAGGUGUGGUACAGGAUAGCUUCAAACGUUCUCCCCCUCUUCUACGAUCAUCCGUUUAUAAUGGGAAUAGUGAUAAUGGUACCCAUAGGCUUAAUACUGCUGUGCUGCUGCGAUGAACAGAGGAGUAAAGAUGAUCCUAUUCGCCAAGUCAGGUCAAGUGAGAGUCACAUGGAUCUCCUCUGGGCGGACCAAAGCGAUGCGAAGAAAGAAGAAGAAUAUGAGGAGGAAAAUAAAGAAGUUAGAGGACAUGACGGGGAAGAAGAAGCUGAAAGUGAAGAACAAGCUGAGGAGAAAGACGAAGAACUUAAAAAGGAAGAAUAAAUUAACUAAAUAAAUAUAAACUAAUUUGCGACUGUCUAAGUUGACAGUUUGCAACGUUCUGGAACCUUUGAAAGUUUUGCUUUUAGACUGACUUUUUAGAACCUUUCAUUCAAUUAGCAAAGAACAGAUCAUCCAGUCUGGGACGAGAGUGAGUUGCUUGGCGACGGUAUAACCAGCGAGUUGCUUGGCGACGGUAUAACCAAACAUUUUAAACGAUGGUGUAUGGCUCCUGAAUAUCAUUACCUGCCUACAACUACUACAUUAAUCACUUAGAAUUUAUGUAAAACAUUUAAAUAUUAGCCUUUAUUGCCAUUAACAGAUUUUAGGAUGGGGAUUGUUUAUUGUUUAUUUUUCAUACUUUUUAUUUUGAGUUUUGAGUGCUGUAAAGAAUUCAUUGAGUUGCGAAUUCCGAAUUAGGUUUAGAUUUUAGAUCCAUCUUUGCCUUCCGAAAUAUUUUCGUAGACCGUGUAGUGUAGUGUUUCUAUUUCAUGCGAUACACUACAUUAUGUUUUCUCAGUGAUAUUAUCUUAUAUAUGAAGUAAGUUAUUUAAUGCAAUUGAAUAACUUUUACAAUGAUUAUUGUGUUCAAUUCUUCAGUUCCAUAUUUGUUUUGUUUUGUGCUAUACAUUAUAUCAUAUUUUGUAAUCUUUUCAAUUUGUUCUUGUUGUAA
This is a messenger RNA of Bolinopsis microptera, 2063 nucleotides long. Its product is annotated as protein disulfide-isomerase tmx3a-like. Gene Ontology annotation, molecular function: protein disulfide isomerase activity. NCBI's taxonomy places the organism in Eukaryota, Metazoa, Ctenophora, Tentaculata, Lobata, Bolinopsidae. Gene Ontology annotation, biological process: peptidyl-cysteine oxidation. The record is from RefSeq and is a predicted model, not a curated record. The transcript is spliced from 10 exons. Gene Ontology annotation, cellular component: endoplasmic reticulum. Bases 32 to 1393 code for a protein of 453 amino acids.